Molecule: messenger RNA, 11694 nt
Organism: Ostrea edulis (European flat oyster)
Lineage: Eukaryota; Metazoa; Mollusca; Bivalvia; Ostreida; Ostreidae
Exons: 3
Coding region: 7370-8386 (338 amino acids)
Source: RefSeq, a predicted model, not a curated record
CUUAACAUCAGCUGAUUUUAGUCUGACAAUUAUUUCUCUUGGACGCGUGUUGUGUCUGUUAGGUUUCCCUACUCGAUGUGAGGUGCUGACAUCUUCCAUAUCAAGGGUAAUACCGGCUUGAUGGAUAGUCUCCAGAAUCUUCCCAGUUGUGUUUUCAUGGGUCGACUCCUCAAUUCCAGUUACUCCUACCAAAAGUCAACUCCUGUACUGCUCUAAUUAGCCUACUUUAUGUUCUCCUCCUCUAUUUUCCCUAUUUUGUUCUGUAAAUGUGUCAUUGCUUGCUGUACUUUUUCUUGGACGAGUUUAUCUAUUUCGUCACUCAUAGCUGAUUUUACUGCCUGUCAAUUUUUUUUUAUAUCACCAUUAGCUAUGCUUAUUGGACCAGUAACAAUGAUGGGUAGAGGAAUUGUUCAUGCUCCACAAUAUGGGUGGGGUCAUGAAUCGCUGUAAGGAGGGUGUUUUUAAACGGACUCUCUGAUGUUUCUCGAUCUGAAUUUGACCCAUAAUGGGUUUUCUUUGCAGACUGAACGACCUCACCAAAUGAACGAGACUUGUCUAAUAGUUCUUUUGUUUAAGUCCUUUUCAGUGGCCAUUUUUGUUGUGGUCAGCAAAGAAAUAUCAAAUAUUGAAGAAAAUUUGUAUUCGAGCACCACUUACAAUAAGUUAAUUCAACAAAGGACAAAGUUCCAUUGACUUACAUCAACUGAAUAUUUGGCCAUAUUAUGAAAUGAUUUUGGUGCAAAUAAUUGAUGCUUACUGUAAAUUGUUUAAAAUCGCUGUUUUCUGAUCCUAAAUUUGGAACUACUUCGUAAUAUGCGUAUGAACGUACGACAUACACAUGUUGGAGAUUUAAAUGUAAACAUGGAAUCAAAAGUAAGAAAAGUUUUAAAAACUAAGAUAAGACGUGUAAGAUAAGGGACAAACAGCUAAAUGGUAAAAAUGUACUUAACAAAGUGCCAGUGGGCUAUGAAAAGAUUCUGAUGUAUCCCCCGUUGCCAGACCUUUUAAAUGGGAAAGGAAACGAGAAUGACUGUUUAUAUCAUAUGAUUAUAUUGUCACGUGAUUCCAAGCGUUGUCAGGGGUGCAAGUGAAGCUUACGUAACACACCUUCUGGUGGGAGAAUGUUUCUAUUACAGUCUUUUAUGCCUCUAAUUAGUAAUUAGAGGAUCGCAUAUCUCCAGACCAGUAGCUCAUAGACUAGCACAAAGUGGACUAUCUGGGAGACAUUUGAUGCUAGUGUAACGUGUGCCCAUCCGAGCGGUCGAUUAUUGUGGGCACGUAAAAGGAUACCCCCGGGAUUUUGGAUAUUAUCAGAUUAAAUUCUAAAAUAUAACAGUUCGCUACCCGACAAACUACCAAAGUACAUAAUCAAUUUAUUUACAAUGAUAGACCUACAAUUUACCAAAUCAAUAUAUUCACCGUGAUAGGAAUAAGAAUCAAGACAAAUUUACAAUUCCUAUUUCCCUAUUUUGACUCUUUAAUUAUGCCUUGGACAAUUGGUUCUCUGUGUCACUGUCCCUGGACACUUGGUCCUCUUGCAAAUGCCCCUUGACAAUUAGUCAUCUUGCCAAUGUCCCUUGACACUAAAUUGGUUCUCUAGCCAAUGUCCCUUGACCCUCUUGCCAAUGUCCCUUAACACUUGACCCUCUUGCCAAUGUCCCUUGUCACUUAGUCCUCUUGCCGAUGUCCUUUGGUCCACUGGUCUAGGUUACUGGCUUACCCAAGGUCUCUAACUAGUUAGUUUACCAGCUCACUCUGACAACGGUGUACAGACUUAUCCAGUCCUUUUUACCAAUGUCAGAGUUACGAUGGUUAGCCAACUGGCGCAACUUAUAUUUCAGAAGUCAGCAUUUCGCAAAUUAUAUGGUCGUUAUAACGAUCUAGUUCGUCAGUACAACCUAUCACUGGGUUAAAUGCUGUCUGACGUGUUUCAUACCGAUUGUUAGGCCGUUCUUGGCACACUGAUUAACUCUGUUUACCUGAUCAGGAUGUAAGGCUCACUGCGGUGUGUCCAGGGGUCCGUGUUUGCCCAACUAUCUAUUUUGUUUGCUUAAAGGACACAUCGCAUGUUUUUAAACUUUUUAAUUUUUUCAGCAAAAUUAAUUCAUUUCAUGCCUAAAACUACUUUACAUGUGUUUUAAAUAAAACAUUUUGCGUAGUUUUCGAGUUUGAAAGCGAUGAAAUUCAAAUUUUGCGAUAUGCAUAUUUUCUUCGAUAAUUUACGCGCCAUUAUCUGUGACGUCAUAUGCGACCUCGAGCGAGAAGAUUUGAAAACAGUUGUUAGCCAUUUCAUAAACAUAUUAGAUUUAAUUGACAAACAAACAAUUAUCACAUUAACGGCUUGUAAAUAACACUGCAUUAGGGUGUUUUGUGCCGUUUAAGGGUGCACUUACAGUCAGUAGAGAGGCUUUGAACUGUGUUUUUUUUUCAAUUUACGAAGGAAGGUAUGAGGGACAAGACGUGAAUAUUUUUUGUCGGCACAACGACUUUGCCAUAAAAAACCAGUAGAAUUUGUCCCUGUACUUUUUUAAACAAGCACUUGGACAAAGACGUAGAUAAACUGCGAGAAAAUGGUUCUAUCGAAGCUACGCACUGUUACAUAUAGGGCUACGGCUUAUGCUUUCCGUUCUGCUUUCAAAUUCAAUACACACUCGCACCAACUGACCUUCACCUUGUAACAACAUAAAGGCAGAACUUCGCUAGCAGUGUCUGCCAACUGGUAGUUUUAAAAAAAGAAAUUUAAAGAUAAAAGUUAAUUGAACUUUCAAUUAUAAAUAAUAAAAUAUGAUAUUUCCCAACUUUGAAUUGAAUUAUAAUGCUUUCAUUUUUUUAGGGACCGCGUACGUGUUUACAACAACAGCAUGCCGCGCUCCCACUUCCUAAGUAACAACGUGUAGAUAACAAAAAAAUAAGGAUUAAUAAAAUUGCUUGAAUAAAAUAAUUUAAAAGUAUUGGGAUUUUCACCAUAAGUUUGAUCAUUUUUCUUUUCUUUUCGAAAUGCACCCGUGACAGUAGGCCUAGUUGUCAAUGAUACAUAAUCGUAUCAUAAUUUAGGUCUAUCUAACUUCUCCAAAAAUAAAUUUAAUAAUAUUUGCACUGUUUAUUUUAAAAAAGCAACAACGAUAAUUACAGUUGUUUACAGAAAUGACAUUACCAAAUAGUGUUUAGACAGUGAUCCCAAGUAAACAUUAUUUACUCGCAGAUUUCAUACUCGCUUUCCUCGCUACAUUUGGGUCGCUAUUUGUGUGCACUGGUGGCUAAAAGAUAUAAGACUCGGGAAAUUUGUCAACAUCGAAAUAAAUGUUAUCCAUGGUAAAUAAAUUAGGGCCCUAAAACCCAAGUUUUUAAAAAUAUCUAACACUACUUUUACAACAAGUUGAUCGAACGAAGGUCGCAUAUGACGUCACUGUACCACGUGACUACCUAUCUAAUUAACUAGGCUUUUUGAAAUCGGGACUUAGAUUUAAGUCCGUAUUGUGGCUGAUUAUCGCAAUACUUCAGCGAACGAACUAUUACAAUUAAUUUCUAUUAGCAUAAGGAAGACAAAAUGCAUUUAAUUUUGUAUACUUUGAAAACACGAUAUGUGUCCUUUAAAGGAGUUAUGAGAUUGAUCACUGUUCAUUAUCUCUUGACCUUUCAUUCAGUCCCGAAGUGACAAAAAAAAGUCCCCUAGCUCUUACCAACAAUAAAACGCGAUAGUGAGGUGGCUUAUUCAGCUUUUUCACUAUCUUUUUAUUUAUCUUAGUCCACUUACUAAAACUAUGAUCUGCUCUGCUCCUUCUCCGCUUUCUGGAGUGCUGUUCACCACUGCCUCGCUCAGCAGAUUGCUGCUGUUUAUAUAAAAUAAGAAUAGUCUAAUUCAUUGGGGAAACAGGGUCUAUUUCCAUAUAUAUAUAUAUAUAUACGAUAUUACUUUUAAGAAAAUGAAUAUAUAAGACAUAUAUAUACGCAUACAUAUAGAUAUACAUUCAUAUACAUAAAUUCGAUAUUCAUAAUACUAUAUCAAAUAUGGUAGAGAUAUUUUUCAAUAAGCCAUGCUGCCUGUGGGGAACAGCCUUAAACACACAUUGUCCAUAUUUUCUCCUCCAGGCAGUGCUACUGAAGGACAGACCCCUUAUUAUUAUCACAAAGUCAUAGAAAUAUCAUAAAACCAUUUAUAAUUGAAGUUGAAAUUCAGUGUUUUAUAAGUCUCAUAUUGGUACAUUAAGUUUGUUUUUACAAAAUAGGAAAUGUCAUUAAUAUUUUCUUCUUUAUUUUCAUAUCUUAACUUCAUCUUUAUUUUAUAUAUGUAAUAAGCUGUAUAUGAUAAUAAAUGAUUUAUUGAAGUGGUAGUUUUAUUUUCUUCAUGAAAAAUCCUAAUGAAACGUGUCUCCAUUUUGAAUUAAAUUUCAAAUGAUUUUCUAAUUUCUUCCAAAUUAAUUGUAAGUUUCUACACUCAAAGAUUAAAUGUUUUGUGUCUUCGAGUGUUUGGCAAGACGGGCAUUGAUUAGAUACGUUCUUAUUCCAUUUGUGAACAGAUUUAUUAUUAUUAAGUAGAUUUUGUAAGAGUUUGUCAUUAAAUUUGCUAAUUGCUUGUCUUUGAUUUUAGUGAUUUUUGACUGAUAAAUAUUUGUUUUGUUUUCUUCAAAAUUGAAAUUGAAGCUUUUUGCCCGAAAUCUCUCACAGUAGGGUUUAAUAAAGAUUUUUUUGGUGAUAAAUAUAUCAUAUAUUGUUUUGCUCUUUAUCAAGUUUAGGGGUAUUCUUCUCUUGUUUUCUAAUAAAAUGUUACUUUGUUUCUUAUGUUUAUAUAGACUCCUUUUGAAGUAUCGUGAUAUUUUUGGACAGGUUUAAUAACCUUUUUUAGUGUGUUAUAUUCGCAAAUCCAGUUAGACUUGUUGACAAGAAUAUUAGAAAAAUAAUUGAUAUCAUGAAAAUUUCCGUUUUCAUCAAACAGGUCUUUAAUGUAUAAAAUUCCACUUUUUAUCCAAUCUGUGUAGAAAAGAAGUUACCAUUAAAUCGAGUCAAGUUGUUUAACCAUAUAGUUUGAGACAAUACUUCAACGUUAGUCAUCUCUUUUAUUUUAUGUGUUUUACGUUUGCAUUCAUUCAAUGUACGCAGUAAAAUACUGGUAAUGAUUUGAAAAUUUGCUUUAUUUCAUCAGCACUGGUUCUAUUUGUUUUUAUGAGAUAUUCGGGUUCAAUGAAUCUUUUAAGAAUACACGAAUUAAAGAAAGAUUUUAAAGAUGAUUGUUUUUCAUUGAAAAUUCUUGUUACCCAAGCAGCCUUGAGUGCUUUUAAUUUACAAUCAAUAUCAACAAUACCUAUUCCUCCUUCAUCUUGUUUUCCUUUUUUUUAUCCUUUCUCUUUUGCCCCAUAGGAAAUUGAAGAUUGUUUUCUUUAUUUUUUAUGGAUUCUUUUCUUGGAUAUUGCAAUAUAAUUGCACUAUAGUAUAAUUGUGUUAAUGCUAAAGUAUUGAUUACGGUACAUUUUCCAUAUAAGGUUAAUUUUUUUGUAUUCCACAUUGUAAGUCUUUUUUCUAGUUUAUUAAUUUUUUUCUGUCCAGUUUUUAUUGUAACAUUGAUUAGCAUCAUGACCUAUAUAUAUUCCUAAGCAUUUAACGGGUGCAUUGGUGAUAUUGAUAUCAUAUAAUUUAUCAUAUCUGUUUUUCAAAGGACCUACUAGUAUUCCUUCAGAUUUAUUUUUAUUGAGUUGCAUUCCUGAUACCUGACCAAAGUGUUCAAAUUAUUUUAAUGACUUUUUCUAUAGAUUUGAUAUCCUGUAAAAAUAAAAGUGAUGUUGAAGUAUUUUUAUUUCAUUAGUCAUAAGGUCAUUACUAAAGCCUUUAACCUCUGGUGAAUUGUGAAUUGUUUUCGACAUUAUUUCUACGAUAAAUAGAAAAAGCAAUGCUGAGAUUGGACAUCCUUGUCGAAUGCCUUUGGUCAUUUUACAGGUCCUAGACAUCCAUCCAUUAUUUUUUAUGCGAUAUACAGGAUUUGUAUAUAAAAAUGUUAUCCAUUUUAUGAAUUGCACUCCAAAAUUAAAUUUAUUAAGGGUGUUGAACAUAAAGUUCCAUUCUACAGAAUCGAAAGCUUUUUGAAAUCAAGAAGUAAGAUUGCUCCUUUUUGUUUUGUUUCAGAGUAUUCAAAUAUAUCAAGUAAAAGUCUUGCAUUUUCACCGAUAUAUCUACCUUUAAUGUAUGCGGAUUGGUCUUUACUUAUUAGUUUAUCUAUAACUUUUUGUAAUCUUAUAGCGAAAAUUUGUGCUAAAAUUUUAUAAUCACAAUUUGUAAGACUAAUUGGUCUAUAAUUUCGAAGAUUUAAAAAAUAUUAAUAAAUAGCGUUUUCAAUUUUUAUAAAAAAAGAUUCUAAAUUUUUUUUAGAACGUUUAAAUCUGAGUCUUUUAUGCAUGUUUUAUUAGAUAUUCGUAUCAUGCACCAAAUCACAGCAAAAUUUGGACUCUAGAAUCUCUUAUUUGCAAACAAAACACAUUUUUUAUCAUUCCGGGAAAAAUCACAAAAAAUUCAUAUAAAAUGAUUGAGAGCUCUGUCGAUGGUGAAAUCAAACGUCCAAUUCGAAAUAAGAUAUUAUCCGUUCAAUAACUAAAGAAGUCUUUGCUUGCCAAUUACCAAACUUGGUACAGUGGUUGUCCCUAAAGUGUAGAAGACCCUACAUAUUUUCAGGUCACAAGGUCAAGGGUCAAACUGGACAGAAUGAGAUAUCGUCCACUCAAUAUCUGAAGAACUCUUUGCUUGACAGUUACCAAACUUGAUACAGUGGUUGCCCUAUCGAUUUUCGGGUCACAAGGGUCAAACUUGGCAUAGUAAGAUAUUGUCCGCUCAAUAUCUUGAGAACGCUUUGCUUGACAUACAUCAAACUUUGUAACCUGGUAUAUCAUAAGGUGUGGAUAACCUAUUUGAUUUUGGGGUCAAUGGUCAAACUACAUCUGGACAUAAGAUAUCCGCUCAGUACCUUGAGACCCUUUGCUUGAUAGACAUCAAACUUGGUACAUUGUUGCCCCCUAAAUAGUAGAUGUCCCCACUGGUUUUCAAAGUCAAAAGGUCUAGCUAAGGUCAUGACUUAAAUGAUUGGUUAUUUUGAUAUGUCUAUUCAGUAUCCUGAGAGAUCAAACUUACUAUUACAUGUAACCCACAUUAUCACUGUCACUAUAAACAUUCUAAAUCUUUAGCAAUAUUGUCACACGGGGGAGGGGGCAUAGUUUUUAAAACAUUUCUUGUUCUCUCUGUGUCUUUCCCUCCUCUAUCUUUAAAUUGUGAGCUGAAAUCCUUAGCCGCCUUAUAAGUAUUUUAUACUUUUUUAGAAAAUGCAUUGCUUUUAUUGGACCUAAGCCUGUUUUCCUAUGAGGCGCCCCAAAAGUUUUAAAACACCGUAAAUAUGUGGAACCAAGCCCGGAAAUUCAAGAGAUUGUGUCUGUUGUGCGUCACGUUGUUUGUCGUCUGCUCUGUGGUGAUGCGGUCAUUCAUCGGAGGCAAAUGUGGCUUUACGACAAGUCUUAAAAAGGCAAAAUAUCAAAUCGCUUCGUUCUUUGGUAUACAGAGAUUGUCGAAGGAGAAGAGGACGAUAAUAAACGAAAAUGUGACGGUCAUAACAGCCUUCUGGGACCUCGGGAGUUUCCGGAAAGGAACGGGGUCACUCGAGUACUCCCCUCGUGAUUACAAAACCUGGGCCUCGGUGUUCGAAAAGAUGACUAAUCCUCUUAUCGUUUAUACAGAUUCAUGGAACUUUAAACUUUGGAUGGAACAUUACCGUGAAUAUUUUUCAAACAAAACCAAAUUAAUAUUUACCAAAAGAGAUGAGUUUUGGUCAUUCCAGAUUUUAAAGAAUAUUAAGUUAAUAUUCGAUCAGCCAGACUAUCCAAAUUUUUAUCCCAACACAGUACUUCCGGAAUAUUCCGCCUGUCAGCAUACUAAGUUCGCCGUAGUCGCAGACGCUUUAAGGCAGAAUAUCUUUCGAACGGAAUUUUACGCUUGGUUGGAUGUCGGCUACUUUCGUGAUGCCACCUGUGACGAAGAUUACUUCCAAGUGAAUCCACCAUCAGGCAUAGAUAAGACACGACUGUCUGCGAACAAAGUUCAUGACGUUCCAACCAAUGUAUCACUGGAGUCGAUAUUUAAAGAAAACCGAGUUUGGGUGGGAGGAGGUAUGCUAAUAGGGACCAAAGACGUGUUUCUGAAAUUUGAAAAAUUGUAUAAAAGAGCAGUAAAGUUUUUCAUAAAACGUAAAUUGAUGAAUUCAGACCAACAAGUUAUCUAUGGAAUAUAUAGUACUGAGGGAAGGAAACAUUUGGCGCCUGACGUGGAAUUACAACUGUAUUCUCCUGCAGAUUCACAUGUAGUUAUAACGGAUAAUGUUUGGUUUCACUUGGGAUACAUGUGUCAUGAAUAUGUCUAACGAUAACGAUGAUAGGGCUCCUUUAAAACACGUAGAACACUUUCCAUUCCAUAUAAUGCUCUACCCGACAUGAUUGAUAUCAUAGCGGUCACGCAGCACGGUUCGAUCGCCGGUGGCGAAUUCUCUAGUCAGGUGCUCUACCAACUGAGCUAUCUGGCCACCGGCGAUCGAACCCGGCUGACCGCUAAAAUAUUAUCCACAGGGGCUUCUUAUCCAUUUUGUUCUCAAUUUAUGUAUAAAUAUCAAACAAGGGGUGACUCGAAAAAUAGCACACCAAUUGUAAACAGAGCUCAAAAUCACCUUCGUUCCAAGAAACAGAUCGAACCCCAAAAGUUGUUGAACAAGUUCAUCAAGCUGAAUUGUUAAUCAGGACUACGGGUUACUUCGCUUACGUGAUCAAGAUAUUGGGCUCACAGCGGGUGUGACCAGUCGACAGGGGAUGCUUACUCCUCUCUCUCUCUCUCUCUCUCUCUCUCUCUCUCUCUGUGUGUGUGUGUGUGUUGUGUGUGUGUUGUGUGUGUGUGUAUGUGUGUGCGUGUUUUUCCCCACACAUAUGAAUAAAUACAGAAGGAUCCUGCUCCAGUGUAACGGUUAGAGAAGAUCUGAUUUUAAUUAAAUUUGAAUAAAUACAAACGAAUUUCGUAUUUCGUCUUUUUAUUUCUUUUCUUUUUUCCACAGGAAAAGUCCAUAUAGACACACUGAAAAGAGAAAUUCAUAAUCAUUAAUGUUCUGUUUAGAGCUACCAACAAAUGAAUUACAAGACCAUAGAGUUAUGUUAUUAUCUGGUUGAGGACAUGUUUGUUCCACAGAACUGACCUGAAGUGCUAAACCCACGUAAUCCCGGGCCCGGUCGAUGAAUCGAUCCCAAACAAUAAUUCCGAAACUGGUGCAUAUGCAUGUAGAUACUGAAGGAUUUUUAUGUACUGUAUUUGGGGAGAAAUUAUCUAAUUUUAAAUUUAGAAUAUAAAUGAUCUAAUUUUGUAAUUAUGAUAAAUACAUUUAAUUUCUCUGUAUUAUAUAUAUUUGCAGUGAGACAAAAACCAUUGGCAGCCCUAAAUUUACUUUUCCGAAGUUCAGGAAUUUCCCUAAUGAAAUUUUUAUUUCGUAUCUAUUUUCGCUACAACCGAUUCUUUUUUAAUUUCACCACAACGGAUUCUUAUUUAAUUUCUCCAGAACUGAUUUUUAUUUAAUUUCAACACAACCGAUUCUUAUUUAAUUUCACCAAAACCGAUUCUUAUCUAAUUUUACCAAAACGGAUUCUUAUUUAGUUUCACCAAAACUGAUUCUUUUUUAAUUUCAUCAAAACUGAUUUUUACUUAAUUUCACCAUAACCGAUUCUUCUUUGAUUUCACCACAACCGAUUUUUUUUUUUAAUUUCAUGACAACUGACUUUACCCGGGGAUCAUGAAAUUUACAAUUUUGGUAGAAGACUCCUUGAUCUACAUCACUUUGCAUUUACCGUAGUUUUUCUUAUACAUGUGCGGUUGUAGAAAAAAAUUGAAAAUUGGUCAAUUUUUGCCCCGCCCAAAAGGCCCCAGGGAUGCAGGAGUCCUGAAAUUUACUAUUUAUGUUCCCCUUGUUCCAGUGAUGUUUCAUACCAAAGAAGGUAUUGCACGUCUCAUGUUAAUUUCCCUAAAGGUGUUGCAUGAAAGAUAGAAAAAUUUAAGUUAUUCAAAUAUAUGAUAAAACCAAUUGGAACGUAUGUCUUGAUUCAAAUUUUUUUGAAAAUGAGUGUAAAAGACGUUUAUUGACAAAAUUAGCCAAAAUAUUUCGAGCUUAAAUCAAGCAAUAAGCGAUUUAUAUGAUUUUUAGCGUUAAAAUGGAGGAGUAUCCCCGAAUUUCAGAAAAACUGCCUCCGUGAAACGAAAUAAAUUUAGCAUGAACAUGUUCUUCGAAUUUUCCUCUAAAAAACUGUCGCUUUGAAAUUUUGUUUCACGGGGGCAUUUUUUUUUUGUUGUGCAAAUUUUAAAAAAUCGAAACGACUUCACUAGUAUUAUUUUCAACUUCACCUGUACGUUAAUUUUCCUGAAUAAUGUAUGGUCUACUGCGUGGUUCAGUGGAUAAGGUCGUCGACUCUUAAAUGUAAAGAUGUUUAUAUUUUGAAAACGACCGGGUUCGACUCCCUCACGAACAUAUUUUUUUUUUUCAUAUUCCUUUUCCAUCUAAUUUUUUUUUCUUAAUUGAAACACGCUUCUAGUUUUUAUAAAUGUUUCAUGUCAAAUCGCUGUUUAUUACCAUGUUCCGAGUUUGAAAUAAGCUUCCAACCUGGACAAUGUUUAGUUUGUGAAUAAGACUCUCACAAACACGCCGAAUACAGCAUGCAAUACCUGUGUUUUGAUAGUCAAGGCUGCUAACGAGAACUUGUAUGUUUUUGUGAAUGAAAGUUGUUGACAAAGGCAUGAACUUUGCAAAGCUUUGGAAGAAAAACUUUAAGGCCAAACGAGGUAAAUAACCGUUAAACAAUUUGAGUUUAUAUGUAUUCCAGUAGCAAAUUGCUAUGUUGUAUCAAUUUUUACAGGUGCAUGUACUUUGAAUAAUGUUGAAUUAUAUUAAUGCGUAUUAAACUUCCCAUAUAUUGUUUUGUGACCAGAGUCAUGUAUAGUUGCCAAAUGUUGGUUGUAAAAAAUAAAACAUACGAGUAUAAGAGCUUUUGGACUGUAGUAGUAUAGAAUAUUAAAUAUUUGAUACACUCGUAACAUGUAACCAUUAUACAUUGUAUUGAUACUCAGGAAAAAAAGAAGACAAUUUAAUUUUCACGAUUUCAAAAAUUAUCUUUAGACUACAUGUAUAAUGUAUUGACACAUAAAAUGUAUUAGGCUUGUCCUUAGUACUGGGGAAUCCUUCAGGUAUUUAAAUGGCAAAUGCGCAAUGAGUAUAAAUGUGAAUGAAGGUCAGUUCUACGUCACAAAUGUUGGCACGGAGCUCCGAUUAGGGAAAAUUCCCGCUUCUGUGCAACAUCCUCUUUGAAAAGAAUUGGAUUGGUAGUUAUCAAGAAGUUAAAAAUGUUCCAUUGUUCACAUAUAUAUUUAAUAUCUGACCAUUUCGGCCCCAUCCUAUGGUGUCCGGAUAGGGCCAUUUGCGAAAGCGUGACUCCGCGUUAGUCACAACACGCCGUCACGCCAACAAGCAACGCGCCUUCGCGCUCUCACGACAACAAGCAACGCGCCUUCGCGCUCUCACGCUAACAAGCAACGCGCCUUCACGCAGACAAGCAACGCGCCUUCGCACUCUCACGACAACAAGCAACGCGCCUUCGCGCAGACAAGCAACGCUGCGCGAAGGCGUAAUGCUUGUUGGCGUGAGAGCGC